UCCUGCGCCGCGAAAUCCCACCUCUCGCCGAGGAUGAGCUUCCCACAGCACCGCCGCCUCCCUCCAAGACGGUCCUCUUCGUCCGACUCUCCGACAGCCCCGUCCUUCUCUCAGGAAAGCUUGGUACAUAUGUUCCGAUCCCCAACCCGUGCAACAUGUUCGGUUCCUCGCUGAUCGUUCGCGGGGCGAUUUCCGGCCAGGAAAUCACGUAGCCAGCAGGAACGAUGGACUGUGGCGCCGCUGCUUAUGCAGCGCUCCCUAUUCAGUUUCUUCUCCCAUAAAUCCUGCUCCAGCUCCACAGAAUUGACGAUUAUGCGUUCUAGCUGGGUGGUCUGCAACUCUGCAUCAAAUUGGGUUUCUGAAAUCGGGAUGGGGAGCAGGGAGAUGUGUUGGGAUAUAGAGGUGGCGCCCGAGAAUUCUCCGGGAGGUGCGGCGGAAACCGGAAGAGGAGGGGAUGUGCACGGCAACUCGAAAAGAUCUUCAUUUCCCCUCGGUGGUUGCCAAUCAGCAGGCGCGAAUAGAAAUACAAAUUUCACCUCCAUCACUAUCCACAUCUGCCUAUCUCCUUUGUUGCCUCAGGUGCUCCCUCUCCUAAGAAACUCACCAAGCUAAAUUCUGGGUCUCUAAUCUGCUUGCAUUGUGAAGAUGAACAAGUGUUUGAAUGUUUUUGGCAUUAACAAAUUUCAGAACAACAAACUGAUGAACUGGUACACUGUGGUAAUAUCUACAUUUUGCUACCCCUUGUACACUGCACGCCAUGGAUGCAUGUAUUCUUUCAGUGUGAGCUUGUAGGUAUAUGACAUGUUGUUGCUAUAAAUAUGUCUUGCGCCUUAAUUCUUGCAGAUUGAAUAGUAGAAGGUAGUCAAAGGCAAGAAUUGUGCAACCGACUCUUAUGCAUAAAAAUGUUAGCAUUAUAACUGGCUUCCAUUGCAACCUUGAUCAACAUGAAGUUCUUCCUUUACAACAUGUUGAUAGCAGGAGCCAAUUGAUUGCAAGACCAAGAGGAUUCUUAUUUGGAUGGAAGGGUCAUUUUGGUGACAUUGUAUGGUUAUGUAUCACAAUCAAGGGGAUUUGUAAACAUGUUUCGUUCAUAUGAA
Molecule: messenger RNA, 1097 nt
Organism: Lolium rigidum
Lineage: Eukaryota; Viridiplantae; Streptophyta; Magnoliopsida; Poales; Poaceae
Exons: 6
Coding region: 247-612 (121 amino acids)
Source: RefSeq, a predicted model, not a curated record